Messenger RNA from Echinostoma caproni, 285 nucleotides. NCBI's taxonomy places the organism in Eukaryota, Metazoa, Platyhelminthes, Trematoda, Plagiorchiida, Echinostomatidae. The record is from the annotation of a GenBank genome assembly.
AUGGUCUGUGAAAAGUGUGAGAAGAAACUGGGGAAGGUUAUAACCCCAGAUCCAUGGAAGGCUGGCGCAAGGAACACCGUGAGCAGCGGCGGAAGAAAAUUGAAUGAAAAUAAGCUCUUGACUGCCCCGUACACGAAGAGCUUCCGUAAAUGCCGUAUCUGUGCUCAAAGCGUCCACCAACCGGGAUCGCACUACUGUCACUCGUGCGCCUUUAAAAAGGGCAUUUGUGCAAUGUGCGGAGUGCGAUUGGUCAAUACAACUAACUAUCAGCAAUCAGCCGCAUAG